AUGGAUCGAGUGGACACAUCACGGUGGUCGGUAGACAGCAUGGUUCAAAUGGAAAGAGAAGACAAUAGGAGUGUCGCCCUCAGCACACAAAGUGUCCAGGAAUACGGAGAAGGCACGGAGUAUGGUAAAGCAGCUCGUGAUGAAGCUCGGCGCAAAAAAUAUGGUCGUCAGGCAAAAUCGUACAAGUUGGACAAUCAGCCAUGGAACCUGUCAUUCAUUGAGCCAGAGGGUGGUGCUGGUGAACACGCUGACUACUGGGUGUUCCUGAAAUCCGGAGAGGAAUUCCUUGCCUAUAAAGUUGACGACUGGCAUAAGUUUUUACCUGCCAUAACACACAAAACGCUGGAUAUCGACCAGGCGGAGGAAAAAUUCCUUGAGCGCAACAAAGUUAUGAAUCAAUUUGCAUUAAAAGCACAAAUCAUGAGUCAACUAAAGACUGGUGAGGAAGAUGGUGAGCGACUUGAGAACCCUACGAAGUUACUGAAAAUAAAGGAUGAAUACAGCUCGGAUGACUCAGAAGGUGAUGAAGAUGAUCGAAAUGAUGAAGAUGGAACACCAAAAAGGAAAGAAAUUGGUGCUAAGAAAAAGAAGGCUCAUGAGAGACCAAAAAAGGAUAAACGUCCGCAUGUAGAGAAUGGCGACGAAGUAGCCAAAUACGAAUCGUCUGAUGGAGAAGAUGAGGGUCGUGAAUAUGACUAUAUGUCAGACAGUGGUUCAGAUUCCGAGUAA
Messenger RNA from Angiostrongylus costaricensis, 729 nucleotides. The record is from the annotation of a GenBank genome assembly. NCBI's taxonomy places the organism in Eukaryota, Metazoa, Nematoda, Chromadorea, Rhabditida, Metastrongylidae.